CAGUUUCAGAUCUGUGAGAACAGUCAGGCAAAUCAAGGCUAUGAUUACAACUCGUCUUCAGAACCUGCGAUUGUGUUUACCAACAAAACUCUUUUGGUUUUCAUGUUGGUCCCUGUUUGUUAUUAUUAUUGUUACGCUCCAAAGGUAACUUACAUUAGUCUAGUAAUCGUAGCUGGCAAGCUCGUUAAGCAUAGCAAAGUAACGCUAUGACAUAAAUAUCCCACAAAACCAAGCUAGAGCCGGAGUACUAUAGGUUAAUGAACAUCAACUUGUAAGUGACUUCUUAGUUCUUCUUGGCCUUGAAUUUAUGGACAGGCAGAGCAGUGGAAGAGGAAGAAGGGAUAGGCGAGGUGGAAACCGAGGCAAGGAGGACAGUCCAGAUGUGCGUUUAUCGAAAUCUAUGACAUAUGUGCUGCGGCACGGAGCAAGUAAAAUGGGGCUGCACAUGAACCCAGAUGGCUUCAUCUUUGUGGAUGAUCUCCUCUCACAUCCCCAGUUUCGUUCAUUCUCACUGGAAGAUGUGGAGAGUGUGGUGGCCAACAAUGACAAGCAGAGGUUCAAAUUGCGCAGCCACCCAGAAACCGGGCGUCUACAGAUACGAGCCAAUCAGGGCCACUCAGUACAAGUGGCAGAUCUGGAGCUGAGAGCGGUGGACCCAGAAGCUCCGGACUUCACACAGGAGGCAAUCCAUGGCUCCUACCUGACGCACUGGGCCGCCAUCCGCAGCCAGGGCCUGAGCAGAAUGGGCAGAACACACAUACACCUGGCGUCCGGACUGCCAGGAGCACAGGGAGUCAUUAGCGGUAUGAGGAAAAACUGUGACUUGGUAAUUUACAUUGAUGUCCUUAAAGCCAUAUCAGAUGGCAUCCCAUUCUUCUGGUCAGAAAAUGGAGUUUUACUGACACCUGGUGACUCGGAAGGAAAACUGGCACCCUGUUACUUCAGUAGAGCUAUGCAGCUCAAGCCAUCUCAGUGUGAACUGAAGCUGGAAUAGCUGAUUCUUGACAUAAAUGGAGCCAUGUGACUGCAUUCAGCAGCUUUUGACACUGUGCAGUGAUUAGACAUGUCUCACAUUCACCAUGACAAAUGCUGCAUGUAUAAAACAGACAAAGCCACAAACACAUAGCUGAACAUCUCGAGUGCCUGGUGAAAUUGCAGGUGUUACCGUUCCAUGCAACUCAGCAAGACAAGACUCUAUAGACUUGCCUUACAAAGAUACUUUCAUAACACGAAUGAAUUGCCCAAGUCUAUAUUAGGCAAGUGCUAUCAAACCGGAGGCAGAAGCUAACUGUCAUUUUGUGCAACUGAAAGUUUGAGCAUGUGCUUUACAGAUAGGGUUACACGUGUGCUAAUACAGUAAAACCCCCAAACACCACCAACCACCAAGAGUGUCUCUGCAGAUCAAGCCAGUGGUUUCCUGACUUGUCACUCAAACAAACAAGUUCCUUGCCUCUGUUAUGUCUUUUGUCGACUGCUUUGUCCUAAGUCUAACAAAGGUUAUUUAAAAGAAACAAGGUAUUCUGGUUUUCAUGAACAUGCUGUUUAUUUGAAAAAGACCAAGAGUAAAUUGGCAGCCAACACAUGUCAAUGUUUUUUGGUGCUCUAUGUAAUUUGAAUUGGGUCAAAUGUGAGUUAGGAUGUUGUGUUUGGUGUCCUUUUUUGGUACCUGUCCUACUUCCUUUUCUGAGUUCCUUAAAGAAAUGAAAAUCUG
Clupea harengus (Atlantic herring) is the source of this 1711-nucleotide messenger RNA. RefSeq names its product tRNA phosphotransferase 1 (gene trpt1). Gene Ontology annotation, molecular function: tRNA 2'-phosphotransferase activity. Gene Ontology annotation, biological process: tRNA splicing, via endonucleolytic cleavage and ligation. The record is from RefSeq and is a predicted model, not a curated record. NCBI's taxonomy places the organism in Eukaryota, Metazoa, Chordata, Actinopteri, Clupeiformes, Clupeidae.